Messenger RNA from Camelus dromedarius (Arabian camel), 3333 nucleotides. RefSeq names its product syndecan 2 (gene SDC2). Gene Ontology annotation, cellular component: membrane; cell surface. The transcript has 5 exons. Gene Ontology annotation, biological process: cell migration; dendrite morphogenesis. Lineage: Eukaryota; Metazoa; Chordata; Mammalia; Artiodactyla; Camelidae. The coding region runs from base 483 to 1091 and encodes 202 amino acids. The record is from RefSeq and is a predicted model, not a curated record.
CCCGCUCCGACGCGCUCCUCUCCAGAUACUCCGGGAGCUCCAGCCGCGCGGAUCGCGCGCCCCCACUGCUCUGCCCCCAAACUUCAGCUGCAGCUACAUUCAAGCCAUCUAAUUUAUUCCUCAGAAAUCAGAAACUGAGCCGCGACACGGGGAACGAGUCCGCGGAGGAGUAAAACAACAGCAGAGCACGAACUGCUCCAGAGAGCUGCCUCCCCGGAGCAAGAACUCGGCGGCGGGAGUGUAAGAACCAACAAGUGAGAAGGCGCCGCGUACCGGGGCGCAGCGGUGGGCGGCGGGAGCAGACGCAGGUGGAGGAAGCGAGCGCGCCCGAGCGCCGAGCCCAAGCCCCCAAGCCCGAGCCGCGGUCGCUGCGGCUGCUCUGCUCCGGAUCUUUCUGCGCGGGCUGCGCGGGGUGCUGGGCAAGAGGCUUCGUUUCUCCUUCACUGCAAGCGGCGGCUGGGAACAGCCGGUCCCCGGGGAAUAUGCGGCGCGCUUGGAUCCUGCUCACCUUGGGCUUGGUGGCCUGCGUGUCGGCGGAGUCGCGGGCAGAGCUGACAUCCGAUAAAGACAUGUACCUUGACAACAGCUCCAUUGAAGAAGCUUCCGGAGUGUAUCCUAUUGAUGACGACGACUAUGCGUCUGCGUCAGGCUCGGGAGCUGAUGAGGAUGGAGAGAGUCCAGAGCUGACCACAUUGCGACCACUUCCAAAGAUACCGUUCACUAGUGCUGCUCCGAGAGUGGAAACCACGACGCUGAACAAGCUCCAGAACAAGAUCCCUGCUCAGACGAAGUCACCUGAAGAGAUUGAUAAGGAAAAAGUUCACCUCUCUGACUCAGAAAGGAAAAUGGAGCCCGCUGAAGAGGAUACAAACGUGUACACUGAGAAGCACUCAGACAAUCUGUUUAAACGAACAGAAGUCCUGGCAGCUGUCAUUGCUGGUGGAGUUAUUGGCUUUCUCUUUGCCAUCUUCCUCAUCCUGCUGCUGGUGUAUCGCAUGAGAAAGAAGGAUGAAGGAAGUUAUGACCUCGGAGAACGCAAGCCAUCCAGUGCUGCUUAUCAGAAGGCGCCUACUAAGGAGUUUUAUGCGUGAAAACUCGUCUUAGUGUCUCUAUUUAUGAGAUCACUGAACUUUCAAAAAUAAAGCUUUUGCAUAGAAUAAUGAAGAUCUCUGUUUUUUGGUUCUUUUUUUUUUUUCAUUAAAGGGCCAGAAUGGCCUUUUUAUGAUAAAAGCCCAUUGUAUUUAAAACUUUUCAUGUAUUUCUUUAGAACAACAUAAAAUUAAAACUUAACAUCUGCAGUGUUCUGUGAAUAGCAGUGGCAAAAUAUAAAUGUUACAAAAACCCUUAAUGUUCAUGGAAUCGGUUUAAACUUUCAUGCGCAAAUAUGAAGAUUGUUUUUAUCCUAUGGUUCGAAGAUGAAAGCUGUUUAAUUUGUGUUAGCAUGUCUCCGAUUGACCUUACCAAGUUGGUCUUACUUUGUUAAUUUAUCUGUUUCCCUCUCCUCUGCUCUUCCCUCUUGUCCUCUUGAAAACAAAACAAAACUCUAUGCCUUUUGUAGCUGUUACGGUGCAAUUUGUCUUUGGAUAAUUCAGAUUAUGGUAAUUUAGUGUAUAUGUGAUUUUCAAAUAUGUAAACUUUAACCUCCACUUUGUAUAAAUUUUUAAGUGUCAGACUAUCCAUUUUACACUUGCUUUGUUUUUCGUCACCUGUAGCUUCAGGCAGAUUUGCAAUAGCAAAUUAACGUGUAAAAUUGGAUUAUCACCACAAAACUGUUUAGUCCUAUCUAUCUAAUCAGGUCUUCUUUUGGGAGGAUUUGAUGUGAGUUACUGACAAGCCUCAGCAAACCCAAAGAUGCUAACAGUAUUUUGAGAAGUUGCUGCAGAUUCCUUUGGCCACUGUAUUUGUUAAUUUCUUGCAAUUUGAAGGUACGAGUAGGGGUUUAAGGAAAAAAAUCAGUUUUUGUUCUUAAAAAUGCAUUUAAGUUGUAAACGUCUUUUUAAGCCUUUGAAGUGCCUAUGAUUCUAUGUAACUCGUCGCAGACUGGUGUUAAUGAGUAUAUAUAACAGUUAAAAAAAGUUGGUAUUUUAUAAGCACAGACAAUUCUAAUGGUAACUUUUGUAGUCUUACGAAUAGACGUAAAUUGUAAUUUGGGAACAUAAAAACUACUGAAUAAAUCAUGUGGCCUAAUGUUGAAAAUGUCACUGUUAUAAAUUUUGUACAUUUUCGAUCAAAUGUAUCUCUCCCCUCUGCUAACGACUGUCUGUGCUCAAGGAUGAUGUGGGUUUGAUUUCUGAGUGUUCCACGGUGUCUGUAAAUCGAAACCAAAGAGCUCGUUGACGAGGCUGUUUAUUACCAGAUCGGCUUCUGAACUGGCCAGAGGAAAUCUGAAUGUAUCAUCCUGUGUGUGUUUGGAUGUAGAUGUUGGAAGGCUGCCAGGGAGGGGAUUGUGGAUUUUGCAACCUUUAUAGGAUAGCUGAUGGCAAUAUUGAGAUGGAGGCCUGCUUUUGCAAAUAACUUUUAGGAAUAUAAAUUCCAAAGAACGAAAGGGGGCUUUCCUGACAUCAGUACCUAUGGCUUAGUCCUCCAGAUUGUUUUACUUUUCAGACUGUGCUCUCAGUCUCUCCUGAAACUCAGCCGAAAAGCUAAUAGAUGGAAUACCAUCUUCCACACUGCAGAGGAUGAGGAGGACAGGGAGGGUCUGUGCAUUGAAGGGAGAGCGUCACUGCUUACGAACGAAAUUGCCAGGGAGCAGUGAUGCCUGAGGGUGAGGUGGAAAUAAUGAGGGUACCCUGUCUGGGGACAUCCUUCUAACCGAACAUUUCCUUUUUUCUCUUUGACCACUAAUUUUAAACUGUGAGCCACCAAAGUAGGAAGAAGACAGCACAGACAGCAACCUUUCCAACACACGAUUUACUCUUACUGAAGUCUGUCUACUUCAUUCAGAGAACAUUCCCUGGGAUUGCCACAUGACUCAUUAAAAAAAUUUUUUUUUUAUACAUCACUCGGAACAGCGUUUACUUAAAUUUUUAAUGGCCUUAAUUCUCAGAUUUUUGUCCCGUCACUUAGAGCCAUCCAUCCAUUUUGGAGUGGUUACAAGGGAGUGGUGGUACCUUCUGAAACUGCACAACGUCCCUCAGGGACGGAGGUUAAGAAUGUAGGGGGUAUAGCUCUGACUGUGCGAAGCGUAGUGAAACUCGGUUCGUAGAAUAACAACUGCUUGGAAUAGCCAUGCCAGGAAAAGGAGAUUUCUGGCAAAUAUUUUGUCACUGCUGUAAAGCAAAAUAUUUGUUAAAGUGCCAAAAUAAAGUCUGUCAUGCUGAAAGUGAAAAAUCA